AUGCUUCAUAAUCUGGGAGUAGAGUUUGCCAAAAACUCUCUGUUCACUUUUCCCACCACUCAUCUUUACCUUGCGCUUCGAUUGACAUCAAACCUGGACCUUGCGUGGCCAGACAUGGAUCUUUUCGUUAGCAUUAUCACGCCAGAAAUGCUUUUCCUUGGAGGCCUCCCAAACAACCUGGAAUCUUGCCUCAAGCGAUUGAUGCCCAUGCAAGGUAUCUCGCCAAAGAUCUUCGCGAAGGGUGGCAAGAGACGUUCAGGCCGGAAGAGCCUCCCUUUUACACCGUCGAUCUCCAAGACUGGUCGAGACUGGCACGAAGCGUCUGCAGUCAUCAGCGCCUUCCGAGACCGACAUAUUAUGAACAACACAAUCAAGUGGACCUUCGAGACCGUCGAAGCUGUCUUUAAGGAGCCUACGAAGAACAGCGCUUCACAACGCGCGGCCCGUGAACAUUGGAUCAAAUCUUGGCAGAUCGGUAUGGUUCCACUCCUUCAAUGUGUCAAAACUGCCAUUACCACGGAAUUAUCUGUUCUUACCUUCGACUACUUUGGAUUACAUCUACGCUGCGGGAAUUUCCUUGUUAAGCUACGCUCAGGGUUUGGCGAAAACGUGAAAAAGAUCGAUGAAAUCACACACUCAAAUGACGAGUUACGGUGGCUCGCAGGAUGCAUGGUUCUUGCAAUACUUCGAAAUGCCGUCGAAUGGGAACUUGUGGCAAAAGAUAUGGACGGUGACGGCGGCCUUUUGCCAGAGUGGCGGCUUUUCAUGGACGCAGGGGCUCUGUUGAAGGAUUUCAUCCAGAGCGAAGGGGAUUGCGAGAGCAAACACUCCGAAAAUUACGCAGGGAAGAUGAGGGAGGAAGUAGUGGACGAUAUGCCUGUUGGCGGUGCUCGCAAGCCUUACAAUCCAGAAUACUACAGGGAGGAAUGGAAAAUGUCUCGAGCGGAGAAGGAACGAAGUGAGGCCAUGAUGGUGGGAAACGUGUGA
This is a messenger RNA of Letharia lupina, 987 nucleotides long. RefSeq lists its product as uncharacterized. The coding region runs from base 1 to 987 and encodes 328 amino acids. The record is from RefSeq and is a predicted model, not a curated record. Lineage: Eukaryota; Fungi; Ascomycota; Lecanoromycetes; Lecanorales; Parmeliaceae. The transcript has a single exon.